GGUGUGAUCGCGGAGCGGGGCCUGGGCAGCGGCAGGACCGUAGGACCUCGCGCCGCGUUCCCGGGCUCCGGGGCGGGGGCGGCGGCGGCGGCGAAGCCCCCUCCCCGGGGAGGCGGGGCCCGGACGAGCUCCCCGGAGCGGGGGCGGCGGCGCAGGGAAGGAUGCACCAGAAGCUGCUGAAGAGCGCGCACUACAUCGAGCUGGGCAGCUACCAGUACUGGCCGGUCCUGGUGCCCCGCGGCAUCCGCCUCUACACCUACGAGCAGAUCCCCGUGUCGCUCAAGGACAACCCGUACAUCACCGACGGCUACCGGGCCUACUUGCCCUCCAGGCUGUGUAUCAAAAGUUUGUUUAUUUUAUCUAAUGAGACCGUCAACAUCUGGAGUCAUUUGCUGGGCUUUUUCCUCUUCUUUACCCUGGGAAUAUAUGACAUGACAUCAGUAUUACCUUCGGCAAGCGCGUCCAGAGAAGAUUUUGUAAUUUGUUCUAUUUGUCUUUUCUGCUUCCAGGUCUGUAUGCUUUGCUCUGUGGGCUAUCAUCUUUUUUCCUGCCAUCGAUCAGAAAAAACCUGUCGAAGAUGGAUGGCAUUAGAUUAUGCAGGAAUUUCUAUUGGAAUACUGGGAUGCUACGUCUCUGGGGUGUUCUAUGCAUUUUAUUGUAAUAACUACUGGCGCCAGGUGUACCUGGUCACCGCGCUCGCCAUGGUCCUGGCCGUGUUCCUCGCACAGACCCACCCCAGUUACCUCACGCAGCAGUGGCACAGGCUGCGCUCUGUCAUCUUCUGUUCCGUCUCGGGGUACGGAGUGAUCCCCACGCUUCACUGGGUCUGGCUUAAUGGAGGCGUCGGGGCUCCUAUUGUACAGGACUUUGCACCUCGUGUAAUUGUGAUGUAUGUGAUUGCUCUUCUGGCUUUCCUGUUCUACAUCUCCAAAGUUCCAGAGCGGUACUUUCCAGGACAACUAAACUACCUCGGAUCAAGCCACCAGAUAUGGCAUGUCCUUGCAGUAGUGAUGUUAUAUUGGUGGCAUCAGUCUACAGUGUACGUCAUGCAGUACAGACACAGCAAGCCAUGCCCGGACUAUGUUUCACAUUUGUGAAGGCAGGAAUGGCCGCCUGCUGUAUACAGUUGAAUCAGGAAUGAAGACUCA
This is a messenger RNA of Lontra canadensis (Northern American river otter), 1148 nucleotides long. It is a transcript of the gene PAQR3, whose product is annotated as progestin and adipoQ receptor family member 3. NCBI's taxonomy places the organism in Eukaryota, Metazoa, Chordata, Mammalia, Carnivora, Mustelidae. Gene Ontology annotation, molecular function: signaling receptor activity. Gene Ontology annotation, cellular component: membrane. Bases 162 to 1097 code for a protein of 311 amino acids. The transcript is spliced from 7 exons. The record is from RefSeq and is a predicted model, not a curated record.